Symbiodinium sp. CCMP2592 is the source of this 894-nucleotide messenger RNA. The record is from the annotation of a GenBank genome assembly. NCBI's taxonomy places the organism in Eukaryota, Dinophyceae, Suessiales, Symbiodiniaceae.
AUGCCUGCGAUCGGAACUUCUUUGGUUGGGGCUUGCAGACGGGUGCCCUUGUCUCUGCGGAUCGGCGGCCGCGGCUGGACACGCGGUUCGACAUCCGCAGGUGCGGGCUGGCACUCCGAGGGCCACGGCUGGGACCGGGACCGACUUUCGGGUCGCCGGCUGGUCUACUUCGGAGAGCGUCACGAAGAGCCUGCAGUAUGUGCCGCACAGCUUGAAGCCUUGCAAAAGUGGCUGGAGGCGAACCCAGCAACUCCGACUGCUUUGGUGCUGGAGCACUUCACCGCCCAACAACAGCACAUUCUGGAUCGAUGGGGGCAGGACGAUCCGCGUGAGCUUGUGGCUGAGUAUGAAGCCCAGAAUGGUGAAUUUGACAUCGGGCUCUACGAGCCUCUACUUACAGCUGCUGCACAAGCAAAGAUGCGGCUUGUUGCGGGCUUUCCAAGUCGAGCUGAAGCCAGAGAGGCAGUCCGAGGAUCCGUGGAUGUGACUGAAAUGGAAGAACUACACACGCUCAUGGGCCCAGGCGCUCUUGAAGAUCAUUUUCGGUUCUUUGCUGCCAUGAUCGCUGGGGCGCCAGUUUCCGAGCAUGAGACUGGGGAAGUCCCUACGCGAGGGCGACAGAUCUUCCCCGCCCAAUGCUGGAAGGACUUCGUUUGUGCGAAAGUCAUCCUUGGCCUCUUGGGAAGCCAUCACACUAUGGUGCUGUGCGGUUACGGACACAGCGACUUUGGGCUCGGGAUACCGAGCCGCGUAGAGGCACUGGCGAAGCGCCAGCUGCCCCAUGUGCUUCCUCUUCAGCAGCUAAUUGUUACGGCCAGGGCACGAGACGAGGAGGUGGUGGCCAAAUUCCGCGGACAAAGCUUAGCUGACAUUGUCAUCCGCUACGAUGAGUGA